Molecule: messenger RNA, 5611 nt
Organism: Symphalangus syndactylus (siamang)
Lineage: Eukaryota; Metazoa; Chordata; Mammalia; Primates; Hylobatidae
Gene: GFRA1
Product: GDNF family receptor alpha 1
Biological process (GO): nervous system development
Cellular component (GO): external side of plasma membrane; signaling receptor complex
Molecular function (GO): signaling receptor activity
Source: RefSeq, a predicted model, not a curated record
GUCCGGCGGCGGGUCCCACCGCAAGCGGGCGUGUGCAGCUGCGGCUGCCUGGCGGGCGAGCUUAGGAGAGGGCUGGAGCUGCGGGGCGGCGGGAGCAGGAGCAGGCCGAGGGUCCUCUGGCCAGAAGAAAUCUGGGCUCGGAACACGCCAUUCCCCGCGCCGCUUCCAAUAACCACUAACAUCCCUAACGAGCAUCCGAGCCGAGGGCUCUGCUCGGAAAUCGUCCUGGCCCAACUCGGCCCUUCGAGCUCUCGAAGAUUACCGCAUCUAUUUUUUUUUCUUUUUGUUUGUUUGGUUUUUUUUUUCCUAGCGCAGAUAAAGUGCGCCCGGAAAGGGAAGGAGGGGGCGGGGACACCAUUCCCCCGAAAGAAUAAAUAAUUAAAUAAACAAACUGGCUUCUCGCCGCAGCUGGACGCGGUCGGUUGAGUCCAGGUUGGGUCGGACCUGAACCCCUAAAAGCGGAACCACCUCCCGCCCUCGCCAUCCCAGAGCUGAGUCGCCGGCGGCGGUGGCGGCUGCCAGACCCGGAGUUUCCUCUUUCGCUGGAUGGAGCUGAACUUUGGGCGGCCAGAACAGCACAGCUGUCCGGGAAUCGCUGCAUGCUGAGCUCCCUCGGCAAGACCCAGCGGCGGCUCGGGAUUUUUUUGGGGGGGCGGGGACCAGCCCCGCGCCGUCACCAUGUUCCUGGCGACCCUGUACUUCGCGCUGCCGCUCUUGGACUUGCUCCUGUCUGCGGAAGUGAGCGGCGGAGACCGCCUGGAUUGCGUGAAAGCCAGUGAUCAGUGCCUGAAGGAGCAGAGCUGCAGCACCAAGUACCGCACGCUGAGGCAGUGCGUGGCGGGCAAGGAGACCAACUUCAGCCUGGCAUCCGGCCUAGAGGCCAAGGAUGAGUGCCGCAGCGCCAUGGAGGCCCUGAAGCAGAAGUCGCUCUACAACUGCCGCUGCAAGCGGGGUAUGAAGAAGGAGAAGAACUGCCUGCGCAUUUACUGGAGCAUGUACCAGAGCCUGCAGGGAAAUGAUCUGUUGGAGGAUUCCCCAUAUGAACCAGUUAACAGCAGAUUGUCAGAUAUAUUCCGGGUGGUCCCAUUCAUAUCAGAUGUUUUUCAGCAAGUGGAGCACAUUCCCAAAGGGAACAACUGCCUGGAUGCAGCCAAGGCCUGCAACCUCGACGACAUUUGCAAGAAGUACAGGUCGGCGUACAUCACCCCGUGCACCACCAGUGUGUCCAACGAUGUCUGCAACCGCCGCAAGUGCCACAAGGCCCUCCGGCAGUUCUUUGACAAGGUCCCGGCCAAGCACAGCUACGGAAUGCUCUUCUGCUCCUGCCGGGACAUCGCCUGCACAGAGCGGAGGCGACAGACCAUCGUGCCUGUGUGCUCCUAUGAAGAGAGGGAGAAGCCCAACUGUUUGAAUUUGCAGGACUCCUGCAAGACGAAUUACAUCUGCAGAUCUCGCCUUGCGGAUUUUUUUACCAACUGCCAGCCAGAGUCAAGGUCUGUCAGCAGCUGUCUAAAGGAAAACUACGCCGACUGCCUCCUCGCCUAUUCGGGCCUUAUUGGCACAGUCAUGACCCCCAACUACAUAGACUCCAGUAGCCUCAGUGUGGCCCCAUGGUGUGACUGCAGCAACAGUGGGAACGACCUAGAAGAGUGCUUGAAAUUUUUGAAUUUCUUCAAGGACAAUACGUGUCUUAAAAAUGCAAUUCAAGCCUUUGGCAAUGGCUCCGAUGUGACCGUGUGGCAGCCAGCCCUCCCAGUACAGACCACCACUGCCACUACCACCACUGCCCUCCGGGUUAAGAACAAGCCCCUGGGGCCAGCAGGGUCUGAGAAUGAAAUUCCCGCUCAUGUUUUGCCACCGUGUGCAAAUUUACAGGCACAGAAGCUGAAAUCCAAUGUGUCGGGCAAUACACACCUCUGUAUUUCCAAUGGUAAUUAUGAAAAAGAAGGUCUCGGUGCUUCCAGCCACAUAACCACAAAAUCAAUGGCUGCUCCUCCAAGCUGUGGUCUGAGCCCGCUGCUGGUUCUGGUGGUAACCGCUCUGUCCACCCUAUUAUCUUUAUCUUUAGCAGAAACAUCAUAGCUGCAUUAAAAAAAAUAUGAUAUGGACAUGUAAAAAGACAAAAACCAAGUUAUCUGUUUCCUGUUCUCUUGUAUAGCUGAAAUUCCAGUUUUAGGAGCUCAGUUGAGAAACAGUUCCAUUCAACUGGAACAUUUUUUUUUUUCUUUUAAGAAAGCUUCUUGUGAUCCUUCGGGGCUUCUGUGAAAAACCUGAUGCAGUGCUCCAUUCCAAACUCAGAAGGCUUUGGGAUAUGCUGUAUUUUAAAGGGACAGUUUGUAAAUUGGGCUGUAAAGCAAACUGGGGCUGCGUUUUCGAUGAUGAUGAUAAUGAUUUUAACAGUUUUACUUCUGGCCUUUCCUAGCUAGAGAAGGAGUUAAUAUUUCUAAGGUAACUCCCAUAUCUCCUCUAAUGACAUUGAUUUCUAAUGAUAUAAAUUUCAGCCUACACUGAUGCCAAGCUUUCUUGCCACAAAGAAGAUUCUUACCAAGAGUGGGCUUUGUGGAAACAGCUGGUACUGGUGUUCACCUUUCUAUAUGUACUAGCAUUUUCCACGCUGAUGUUUAUGUACUGUAAACAGUUCUGCACUCUUGUACAAAAGAAAAAACACCCGUCACAUCCAAAUAUAGUAUCUGUCUUUCAGUCAAAAUAGAGAGUGGGGAAUGAGUGUGCCAAAUCAGUACCUCAAUCCCUGAACGACUCUCUCCUAAUCCUAAGCCUUACCUGAGUGAGAAGCCCUUUGCCUAACAAGAGUCCAAUAUAGCUGAAACAUCGCUCUAAUACUCUUUACACAUAUGAGGUUAUAUGUAGAAAAAAAUUUUACUACUAAAUGAUUUCAACUAUUGGCUUUCUAUAUUUUGAAAGUAAUGAUAUUGUCUCAUUUUUUUACUGAUGGUUUAAUACAAAAUACACAGAGCUUGUUUCCCCUCAUAAGUAGUGUUCGCUCCGAUAUGAACUUCACAAAUACAGCUCUUCAAAAGCAGACUCUGAGAAGCCUCGUGCUGUAGCAGAAAGUUCUGCAUCACGUGACCGUGGACAGGCAGGAGGAAGCAUUAGCAGACAAGCAUUGUCUUUUAUCAUUGCUCGAAGUGCAAGCGUGCAUACCUGUGGAGGGCAUCGGUGCCUGCUUGUAAAUGUUCUGCAGCAUGUCAUGGCACUCUUGUCAUGACACAAUCCAGUACCUUGGUUUUCAGGUUAUCUGACAAAGACAGUUUUGAUUGGGACACGGUGGCAUGGGCAGGUUUCCAUGCUGGGAUGCACAGUUCUUUUCCUAAGGAUUGUGUUUACUCCUGACUGCAAUGUCUUGGCCACUGUUUGGGGCAGUUUGGUCUGAAGGUCAUCAAGGAUCUGCCUGCAUCUUGUUUCAUGUCCUCCGUGACAGACUGCAGACCAUGUUAGAAAAGAAGGAAGGUUUGUGGAUCAAGAGGGUUGACAUUAGGUUUGGUGAGAUGAGUUGGUUGGCACAGAUCAGCAGAACAGGACCCUGGUGAUAAGGCAUCUGGCUUUGCUAACCACAUAUCAUCUUCCAUUAUUCUCUUUCUUAACUAAGUAGAUCCGAAAGUGCACUUUUGAAGUUUGGUUUAGAUGGCGAGAUUCCGAAUCUACAACGAUCGUGUACUGGUGGCCACUGUUCUCCAACAUUAAGUAAAGAGGAGGCGAUUCCACCUUGAGAAAGUGCUGGGGAGCAUUGGCUUUCUUCCCACAUUGGUAGAAGAGAUGGAGGAGGAAACCAGGGUGCACAUUUCUACAGAUCCCCUUUGCCUGCUGGUAUUAGCCUUGUAAGAUAAGUCACUGGGGGGAAGGGGAAAUCUAUGAAAUCCAAGAUAAAGGCAUAGUCUUUCAGCUCUAUUGGUGUUCAAAGUACAUUUGUGUCCAAAUGUUAAUCAACACCAAUGUACAGUACUCAGUACUGACUUUUUUCACUUCAAAAUGUUUUCAAGGGAAAUUCAGCAGACACCCAACUGUAUUUAAUUAGUGAAAAGUUCUAUAAAGACUCUUACUUUGAAUAAACACAUUAAAUGUGUCAAAAUAUUUGGAAUGCCAGUUAUCUGUGAGCACAUAUGUCUUACAGAGUAUAUUUUGUUUCCAUUAAGGUAUCUCUGUAUAUCUACACUGGACUAAUUGCAUAGGGAUCUGAUUCUAUGUGAUCUGCUAUAGAAAGCUAUUGAUGACUUCUGCAGUAACAGCAGCUCUAAUUAGCUUCAGAUGACCAAAGAGGAAAUGGGAGUUUCAGUGCUAACAAGGGCAGCCUUCAUUGAAGAAUGCAUGGGUAGGCAAUAUAUAAAUUAAAUUUUGAAAAGCCUCAUCUGUCACCAACAAAUAUCUCAUUUUUCUUCAGUGAUAAAAGCAUAUUCAAGUUACCAAGUCCUCAAUUUGAAAAUCGGUUGCUGAUUAAAUAAAUAGGGGGAAGCAUCUUGUUCAGGGACAACACGUUGGAGAGAUUCUUAUCAAAGCAAGCCAAGCAAGGUUUCUGCCAUUCAGUGUGAUCUUAGUUUGACACGGUGACCCUAAAACACCAUCAUUUGCCCCAUAACUGGAGCACAAUGAUUUAAAUCAUUUACCUGACUCAUUUAUUCUUGGCGUGCUUAAAAGCAAAAAUGAUUCACUACUUCCUGUCCUUCAGUCCGGGCAUUUGGGGUGCCACUGAAGACAGGGGUUAUCUGCCGAGGUUUGGGUGUCUUGCGGGAAGUAUAACAUUGCAGUUGAUUUUGAUGAAACCAAACAGUAACUAGGGUCCUUGCAGACCAUGACUCCCUCAUUACAUCUAGCCAUGCCCUACUUAUUUCAGAGAGAAAUAGAGGGGGAAUAAAGGCAGUAUUGCCACACUGAUUAGAAGCACAUUCAUUUCAUUCCACUUUGAUGUUGAAUAUUUUUGACUGAUAUAUGCCUGAGUGUCUUUUUAAUAGAGCACAUGAAGGAAGAAGUGCACAACAAUAUAGAGAAGGAAUUGAGAAUGCCAAUUACAUAUUUAUUUUUCCAUACUUGAUUUUUUUCAAGUCUGUAAUAAAAAAAGUGUAAGUUGAGAUUAACAUAGGUUAUUUUUCAUGAAGUAUAGCAAACGAUCUAGUGAUAGGAGUGUGGUUUCCAUUUCUGUUUUUUUUUUUUUUUUAACACCCUUUUGUGCUGUAGUAAGAAUGUCUUAGAAGUUGUGUCUUCGAGUUCCUCAGACACCGGACAGGGCUCCCCCAGAGCUGCCCCAGCCUUUGAUUUGGUCCAUAUUCAGACACUUCCUAUCUUGCACACACUCUGAGGAUAGGCCGCUUCUAGCUGUCGCCCAUCUCCCUCUUGUCUCUAAAUCAGACGCUCCCAAGCACGCCAUCUGCUGUACUAGGAGAGUGGGAGAGCCAAAGCAUUUUGGAGUCCAUGUUAAGUGCCUGGGAAAAGAGAUGUAAGAGCAGUGGGAGUUUAUAUAAUUAGCAAAUUCUUUUCUCAGAAUUCUGUUAUUAUUUACAAAAUUGUGGCCUCAAAGGAGCUGUCUUUUGGAAAAUAAGUUUUCAUUCAUGCAGUUAGACAUGCACGAUGUAUUUGAAUCAAUAAACUGUGGACCAGAAAA